Messenger RNA from Mercenaria mercenaria, 528 nucleotides. RefSeq names its product caspase-9-like. Gene Ontology annotation, biological process: proteolysis. The record is from RefSeq and is a predicted model, not a curated record. Gene Ontology annotation, molecular function: cysteine-type endopeptidase activity. The coding region runs from base 1 to 528 and encodes 175 amino acids. The transcript has 3 exons. Lineage: Eukaryota; Metazoa; Mollusca; Bivalvia; Venerida; Veneridae.
AUGAUGGAGCCAAUGGAACCGAGGACAGAGCAGAGCACAGAGCCUCCGAUAGAAUGCUAUGCUAUGAACAAUAUGUUUAGAGGACAUGCUGUUAUUAUCGCCAAUGAGAAUUUUAUUGUGUGGCCAAACUGUCCUGGAGCAAAAGGGGAUGCGUUUAAAAUGGAAACUUUAUUCAGAUCUCUCGAUUUCCAUGUGACAGUAUUCACGGAUUGCAAUGCAUCAGAGAUGAAACACAUAAUAAAGCAAGCCAGUAAAUCACCAAUGAAUUUGGAUGCGGAUUGUUUCGUCCUUGUAUUGAGUACACACGGGUAUGAGGAGCAGGUAACAGAAACCCCAGUGCAUAUGCAGGAUGCUACGAUCUGGCGUCAAACUGUACUUGGGGUUGACGGACUGCCAGUGUACGUGGAUGAUAUUCUAGAACUCUUUGAUAGCAAGAGUGGAGAGAGUUUUCUAAAUGGGAAACCAAAACUAUUUUUCCUACAGUGUCUGGUGACCAUGUUGUUAUUUUUUGGCUUCGAUCCCGGCUGA